AUGGAGAAAGAAGGAGGACUGCUUGAAGCUAGGGUUGUGAACCGGUCACUUCCUUCGGAGGAGGAGAUGGAGGAAGCAUCAAGGAGAAUCACUCUGGCAAUCUUGGAUCCUAAGGAAACUACUAACGCAGAAUCCUAUAAGGGACCCACCAGGGUCUCUUUGGAGGAAGCCGCGACAGAGAAGCAGCCUGAAGUAGCUGAAGAGAAGAAGAAGAAGAUGAUGAUCAAAGAGAAGAGGGCUGAAGGAGAUGAGGAAGCUCAUCCAAUCAAGAAGAAGGAAAGGAGGACAAAUGAGAAGAAGGAAUGCAGGCGGAAGGAGAGGCGCCUGAAGAAGGAGGAAGAAAGGAGAAAAAUGGCUGAGAGCCCAGAACUGGAUGGAGAAUCCACCUCCGUAAAGAGGGAUAAGGGGGAUUCAGCACAACUGAAGAAUGAGCGCAACCUGAAACAUCGCAAACGGUUGCGACUGGCGAAUGAGAAUGCGCCGCUAGGGUCAACAAUUGACCCACCGAUUUUGAUAGAUGUGUUAGAAGAGCAGGAGAGGAGAAGAAAGGAGGAGGAAAAGAAGCAAGAGAAAAUGUUGUGA
Benincasa hispida (wax gourd) is the source of this 582-nucleotide messenger RNA. The record is from RefSeq and is a predicted model, not a curated record. NCBI's taxonomy places the organism in Eukaryota, Viridiplantae, Streptophyta, Magnoliopsida, Cucurbitales, Cucurbitaceae.